Amphimedon queenslandica is the source of this 1140-nucleotide messenger RNA. Its product is annotated as exostosin-like 2. The record is from RefSeq and is a predicted model, not a curated record. Gene Ontology annotation, cellular component: membrane. The transcript has 4 exons. Bases 54 to 1046 code for a protein of 330 amino acids. NCBI's taxonomy places the organism in Eukaryota, Metazoa, Porifera, Demospongiae, Haplosclerida, Niphatidae. Gene Ontology annotation, molecular function: glycosyltransferase activity.
GACCACGACACGCCUACUUUCAAGUGACAGUGUGCAGUCUGUGCACUUGAAAAAUGGCAGGUACAAAGGAUGUAUUCGUCUUCCUUGUCGUUAUUGGCUCGUGUUUGACCUUUGGAAUAUUUCUCUAUACAAGAUACGUUCCAUACUCAAUGCCAACAAUAAAAGAUGCCGGCAUUCAAUUGAGUGAUGCCAUUACAAAAGAAGAAACAACAUGUCCGCCUCCCCUAGGUGUCAAUCUAUCCUUAGCUUCCAAAUUGUCUGGCUACACACCGCUAAGCUAUCAUACAAACUACUCGAGGAAUACCUUCACCAUAGUAAUGCCAACUUAUGGUCGGAGUGCUCAGUUACCCCAGAUAUUGACUCACUAUUGUGGCAUAUCAAAUGUUGCUAAAAUAUUGGUAUUGUGGAAUAAUAUUGGGGUCCAAGUCCCUGGCCCAAUAAAGGAUUUCAAAUGUCAAGUACCGCUGAAGAUAAAGAUUAUGGAAGAGAAUAAGUUAACAUCUCGUUUUGUACCUUACCCUGAAAUAGAGACUGAAGCAAUAUAUGCAGUUGAUGAUGACAGGAUGGUCGACCCUGUUGGUAUGGAAAAGGGUUUUGAAGCAUGGAAGGCAUUCCCUCAUCUUAUUGUUGGGUUUUGUGAAAGAUCUCACUCAUUUAAAAAUGGUCGAUAUAAAUACAGUGGCGGCAAAUCUUAUUCAAUGAUACUCACAAACUCUGUAUUCUUACACAGAAUGUAUCUUAAAAUGUUCACAGAGUCCCUUCCACAUUCUAUUCAUGCUUUCAUAGAUAAGAACAUGAAUGGAGAGGAUAUAGCAAUGAAUGCCAUGGUUGCUGACUAUCUUAAAAAGUUAGACAGACCGCAGUGCCCCUGCGUAAAGGUAAAAGGCUCAACUAAAGAGAUUCACAUGAAACCAACUAAACCUGGUCAGUAUGUAAGUCUAUAUCAUCGUGGAAAUCACAUGAAAAAGAGAGAUGAGUGCUUAAACUUGAUAGCUAAUGAAUACAAAUACAUGCCUUUAAUACCUUGUAAAUUUGUAAUAACAUGACAAUUUAUCCUCACAGUACUCAUUUUAUCAUUAUUUAACAAAAUUAAUAAUUAAUUUUUAUCUAUAAUGAAUAUCUGUCUAUUGCUAAGUUAAA